CAACAAAACAAAAGGAAAUAGGAAAAAAGAAAACAAAUAAAGAAAAGGAAAGUUGGAGAGAGAGAGAGAGAGAGAGAAAAGAAAAAGGAAAGUUAGAGACAAAAUGGAAAGAGAAAAUGGGAAGAACAAUAAUUCUUGUUAACCAAACACAUCAUCAUCAUCAUCUCAAGAACAACAACAACCAAAGAGAUUGGUUUCCUCAAAUCCAUCAUCCCCUUUUCUUGUCUUUCCUUAGUUUGGGUUGUUUUCAGAUUUGAAUCACUUACCCAACUCUUAAAAAUUCAAUCUUUAUCCACUUUCCAGCUUUAUUUCUUAUCACCACCAAAAACCAACUUAAUGUGAUUCUUGGUGAGGAAUUUCAUCUGGGUUUUUUCUAAAAUCGUGCCCAGAUCUUAACAUUUUUUUUUUAUCUUGAUGCAUCACCUUGAGUUGUUUGAACCUCAGAGAAAUGAAAGAAUGAAGGCGUAACACUGGAUUGUAUAAAGCUUUUAUGUUGGUUUAGGGUGGUGAAGAUAAGAUUUUUAUGAGGUGCAUGAUCCCCAUGGUCGCUACAGGCGGUUAAGUAAUUGGAUUUCUGCAGAUUGUAGACCUUUUUGAUUGACGAUGUGUCUUGAGUUCUGAGUAUUUUGACCAACAAAGCAUUUGGGUCAACUAUAGUUUCAAGUGAUGAUCAAGCAGAUACUCAAUAGGCUCCCACGGAAGCCGUCUAAGUCAGGAGAUAAUCGUGAUGGAGGAACCUCUAUAUUUCAUUCAAAUGCUUCAAAUAGUUCAAGAAGCAGUGACUUGUCUAAUUCCCGACCAGGGAGUUUGAGUGCUCCAACUCCAGGACUGAAUAAUGGAGAUAGACUCCCACAGGCUAUAAAUGCUAAGGUGAAUGGAAAUGCAGCAGUUUUUUCGUAUGAGGCAUUGCCUAAUUUGAGGGAUGUACCAGCUUCUGAGAAGCAAAACUUGUUCAUCAAAAAGCUGAACUUGUGUUGUAUCUUGUUUGACUUUUCUGACCCAACUAAAAACUUGAAAGAAAAAGACAUCAAGCGACAGACAUUGGUGGAGCUAGUUGAUUAUGUUACUUCUGCAAAUGGGAAAUUUACAGAAGCAGUCAUGCAAGAAGUAAUUAAGAUGGUAUCCGUAAAUUUAUUCAGACCUCCUACUCCCCAGCCUGGGGAUAACAAAGUUUUGGAAGGUUUUGACAUGGAAGAAGACGAACCGUUGAUGGACCCUGCAUGGCCUCAUUUGCAAAUUGUGUAUGAGUUCCUUCUCAGGUUUGUGGCAUCACCAGAGACAGAUGCAAAAUUGGCUAAGAGAUACAUUGAUCACUCAUUUGUAAUAAAGUUAUUAGAUCAAUUCGAUUCAGAAGAUCCAAGAGAAAGAGAGUACUUGAAGACUGUACUUCAUCGCAUAUAUGGAAAGUUCAUGGUGCACCGUCCAUUCAUUAGGAAAUCAAUCAACAAUAUAUUUUAUCGGUUUAUUUUUGAAACUGAGAAACAUAAUGGAAUAGCAGAACUCUUAGAAAUUUUGGGAAGUAUAAUCAAUGGAUUUGCUCUGCCACUAAAGGAAGAGCACAAAUUGUUCCUUGUUCGAGCUCUUAUUCCACUUCAUAAACCAAAAUGUGUCCAGAUGUAUCAUCAGCAGUUAACUUACUGCAUAACACAAUUUGUGGAAAAGGACUGCAAGCUUGCUGAUACUGUCAUAAGAGGUUUGUUGAAAUAUUGGCCUAUCACAAACAGUUCAAAGGAGGUAAUGUUCUUAGGCGAGCUGGAAGAGGUCCUAGAAGCAACUCAGUCUCCAGAGUUUCAGCGCUGUAUGGUUCCUUUGUUUUGUCGGAUCAGUCGUUGCUUGAGCAGCUCACACUUUCAGGUGGCUGAGAGGGCUUUGUUCCUGUGGAACAAUGAUCAUAUUGAGAACCUAAUCAAACAAAAUCGUAAAGUUAUACUGCCAAUAAUCUUUCCUGCCUUGGAAAAGAAUGCUAGAGGCCACUGGAAUCAGGCAGUACAAAGCUUGACAUUAAAUGUCCGUAAAAUCUUCUCUGAUGUUGAUCCUGAACUCUUUGAAGAAUGCUUGCACAAAUUUGAAGAAGAUCAGUCUCGUGAAGAAGAGAACAAGACAAAACGUGAAAUGACUUGGAAACGGUUAGAGGAAAUGGCAGCAAUGAAAACUGCUAGCAUUGAGCCAAUGCUAGUUUCUCUUAGGAUAACUCCUCAUUCAUCCACUGGCUAGAGACCGGUAUACGUGUCACUGUUACUUCAACCUUGAUGAGCUGACCUCUCUGCUAAUCGAGGAUGGGAAUUGUGUCAAAGGAGUUGGAAUCAACAAAACGAGUCGCGUCUCCUUGUUUGUUCAUACUGUGAUAUACUUAUUUAAAAGUUGCUUUCCCAGGUCUCUCAGUGAACAGAUGGAUACCAGCUCUAUUUGAAUUCGGAUGCAAUGACUGUACAUAUGGAAUUGCGUGACAGCGCUUCAAGGUUUUUAUAUUUUGCAAGUGCAGGCGUAGCUAGAGUGAAUUUGGUAUAUUUUUUGUUGGAUUUUCAAGUGAUGAGAUUGAAAGAACAUCAUUCUUCAGGUAGCUUUAAGAUUAUCUUUUUUUGCAUCUAGUUUCCUUCUAGUUUAUAUUAUCACAUGUAUGUUUGGCAUGAAAUGUUUCUGUAGAUAAUCCAAAUUAACACAGGAAAGGCAAUGUGGAAUGAUCUUAUUCUUUUGAAUUUA
Molecule: messenger RNA, 2700 nt
Organism: Lycium ferocissimum
Lineage: Eukaryota; Viridiplantae; Streptophyta; Magnoliopsida; Solanales; Solanaceae
Product: serine/threonine protein phosphatase 2A 57 kDa regulatory subunit B' theta isoform-like
Exons: 4
Coding region: 667-2214 (515 amino acids)
Biological process (GO): signal transduction
Cellular component (GO): protein phosphatase type 2A complex
Molecular function (GO): protein phosphatase regulator activity
Source: RefSeq, a predicted model, not a curated record